Messenger RNA from Rotaria sp. Silwood2, 1224 nucleotides. The record is from the annotation of a GenBank genome assembly. Lineage: Eukaryota; Metazoa; Rotifera; Eurotatoria; Philodinida; Philodinidae.
AUGGGCACUCAACUGUCGCGACAAGAUCCGUCAUCACAACAUCGUUCUCGUCUGUUAUACGAAGCAUGUCUCAAUGAUGAUCUAAAAACUGUUGAGACUCUUUUGCCUACAUUAACUAGUGAAGAAAUCAACAGAGUAAAUUCUGAAACUGGACAAACGGCUUUGCACGCUGCUUGUUCUUCUAACAAUGCCGCAAUCGUACGUCUUCUUUUACAAAAUUCGUUUGUUUUUCGAACAAUAACCAAUCGACAAGGACAAAUUGCAUUCGAGGAACUACCAGCAGCAUCUGAAGAUAUUCAAUUGCUUUUUGCACGACCUCAAGGAGAUAACAAAUCUCCGUCACGUUUUCUCGACACAGCUAGUCCAAGCAUCGUGUAUCAAAUCAAACAGCGUAUUGGCGAUAACUUGCAUCAAGACUAUCAAUAUAUAUCGGCACCAAACGAUUGGUUGUGUGGAUAUGAAAAUGGCGCCUCGGACGCUACUGAGUCUCAAUUUAUGAAUUCCAUUGCACGAGCACCAUCUUUUCUCAAAUACCUCUUGAAGCAACGCACUGAACGAGAAGGACGAGAAAAUCUUGACGAUCUUCUAGGUCGCUCUCUUGAUCGACACAGUCAUAAAGAAGCUUUGCGACUCUACGAUGAUUUCAUCAAGAAGAGUCGCGUGGAUCCACUUCUUACACUCUACACACUCGAAACUCCAUUGUAUGGAGUAUUACAAACAAACGCAAAUGCAUAUACAGCUUUACUUUUUCUUCAUCUUUCGGAAUUAAGUGAACGAGCAUUUACCGGACGAGCGUAUCGUGGAGGCAGUAUGACAUCACAAGAUAUUGACGCUUAUCGAUGGGCAGCACAACCGCAACGUGACGACUUUGUUCUUGAAACACGUACUAUUCAAUCGACAUCGAAGAAGAAAAGUGUUGCUCAAAAUUUUGCCAACAUAGGCAUGAAUAGAACAGGAACGGUUCGUUUUCCGGUUUUACUCACUUUUCAUUUUCCUACAAAGUGUUCGACUGCCAUCAAUCUAACAAGAAUCAAUGACCAAUUGCCACCUCUAUCAAGUUUUACUGGUGAAGAAGAAGUGCUUCUUCUUCCAUUCACUUUAUUCAAAGUGAAUUCGAUCGAGACCGAUACCGAUACCGAAACGAGACAGUAUUUUAUUAAUCUCACUAAUGCACCUGUACCUGAAACCUCAUUAUUAAGCUCGUGGAGUAAAGUCAAGAAAUAA